CUCAUUGGAUCCCAGCAAUUUAUUGUCAUUUGGAACUGUCCACACCCACCUACCCAAACAAGAAAAUAUGAAUAUUUAAAUUGUCCAUUCGGACACCAUAAAGACAUAAACGUGAAUGAGAAAAAGUCAUCAACAAAGCUUAUCCCAUUCUUCUCCCAAAAGUUGAUCGAUCACACGACGUGAACCUCUCUCUGAGACUCUGAGUUCCCAUGUCUACAAUGGAGCCGUCUGUCGUUGAACAAACCACCGUCCACCACGUGGUUGCGAUGCCUUUUCCAGGCCGAGGCCACAUCAACCCCAUGAUGAACCUCUGCAAGUUACUACUCUCUUCAAAAGAACCAAACCUUCUCAUAACCUUCGUCGUCACCGAAGAGUGGCUCAGCUACAUCGGCUCCGAUCCCAAGCCCGAAAACAUACGCUUUGCCACGAUGCCAAACGGCGUCGUCCCCCCCGAGAGUCUAAAAGCCGUCGACUUCUUUGGGUUCUACGAGGCCGUGAUGACGAAGAUGGAAGCUCCCUUUGAGCGGCUCCUAGAUCAGCUUGAGCCGCCGGUCCAUUCCAUCUUAGGUGACGUUGAGCUACCGUGGGUGAUCGGCGUAGGAAAUCGCAGGAAUAUUACAGUGGCAUCGCUUUGGACCAUGCCGGCUACUUUUUUCUCAAUGUUACAUCAUUUUCAUCUUUUCGCACGAAGCCGGCAUUUACCGCUUGACCUUUCACUUGAAGACAAGCUUGUUGUGGAUCACAUUCCCGGACUUUCUUCAGCACAAGUAGCAGACCUUCAAACACUCUUUCACGAGAACGACCACAGAGUAGUGCUGCUUGCAAUGGAAUGCAUUGAAAGGGUUUCGAAAGCACAGUACCUUCUGUUCACUUCUGUCUACGAGCUUGAACCCCAGGCCAUUGACUCUUUAAAUGCAAUUUUCCCUUUUUCUGUUUACCCUAUUGGCCCUGCCAUUCCUUACUUGGAGCUUCAACAAGAUCGUAAACAUUCCUCUGAAAGUAGUCACAACGACCCCAGCUAUCUACAAUGGCUAGAUUCCCAGCCUGUUGGUUCUGUCUUGUACAUCUCAUUGGGAAGUUUCCUUUCUGUCUCGAGCGCCCAAAUUGGUGAAAUUGCAGCAGGGCUGCGUGAUAGUGGCGUUCGGUUCUUGUGGGUGGCUCGUGGAGAAUCGUCUUCUCAGUUAAUGAAGGAGAGAUGUGGCGGUCUGGGGUUGGUGCUGCCAUGGUGUGACCAAUUGAAGGUGUUGUGCCAUUCUUCCAUAGGCGGUUUCUGGACACAUUGUGGGUGGAAUUCCACUCUAGAAGCUGUUUUCGCCGGCGUUCCUAUGCUCGCCUUCCCUUUGUUCUUGGACCAAGUUGCGAAUAGCAGGCUAAUUGUAGAGGACUGGAGGAUUGGGUGGAGGAUAAAGAGAUCGAAGGUGGGAAGUGAUGAUCAAAUUUUGGUGACCAAAGAAGAAAUAUCAGAGCUUGUGGGAAGGUUUAUGGAUCUCGAAAGUGGAGAGGUGAAAGAAUUGAGGGAAAGAGCAAGAGGACUGAAAUAUUCAUGUCACCAAGCUAUUGCAGAAGGCGGAUCAUCGCAUUCAAACCUUGAUGCAUUUAGAAGGGGUAUUUCACAAAGCCAUGGCUAGCUAUUGAGCUGUUUCUGUGUUCGAUCUUAUGCUAAAGUGAUUUAGCCCAGUGGUUAGAUUUCUCAGAAAGGCUCUCACCUUAGCCAAUAUGUCUUGGGCAAAUAUAAUUCUGGCAAGGGCAUGUUUGGUAGUUGCUUUGAAAACAGUGAAAUUGGAUUAUGUACUGUUAAUAUGCAUUUGGCAAA
Molecule: messenger RNA, 1813 nt
Organism: Alnus glutinosa
Lineage: Eukaryota; Viridiplantae; Streptophyta; Magnoliopsida; Fagales; Betulaceae
Product: UDP-glycosyltransferase 87A2-like
Exons: 2
Coding region: 210-1628 (472 amino acids)
Molecular function (GO): UDP-glycosyltransferase activity
Source: RefSeq, a predicted model, not a curated record